Molecule: messenger RNA, 1905 nt
Organism: Ostreobium quekettii
Lineage: Eukaryota; Viridiplantae; Chlorophyta; Ulvophyceae; Bryopsidales; Ostreobiaceae
Source: the annotation of a GenBank genome assembly
AUGGAAGGGCCGCGCCCGGAGGGCCUGCGGCCGCUGAGGGCCGACCGCGCGGAGGCGGCCGUGCGGGAGUUCGUGGACCAGCUGGAGCUGCCUGAUCGGCUGAGCCUCGCGCUGCUGCGCAAGCUGCGCUCGUCGGACUUCGGCUACGGCGACGAUUUCGAGAUCAAACGAGAGGAAAAUCAACCACCUGCAAUAAUCUGCAGCAAGGAGGUGACACCAUUCGAAGAUGUGUGGCUCCUGCCCCAUGCUGCCAACAUCACACGAAGUGCCCUGUACAUGAAGCUUGAGGAAGACACUGUUUUCCGCGAACAGUGUGCAAAGUGCAUGAGGCUGGACGAGGAAGCAGGCCCAGUGAGCACAGACAGAAUUUUCAACGAAUUUUGGCGGUGGGCUAGUCCAGGACCUCUUGGCCUUGUUGAUCCUGAGGAAUCGAGAAUAAGAGAAAUGCACUGGGUGUUGGAAUCCCCAGAAACGCUGUGGAUUCCACAUGCUGACGAUGGCAAUGUGGCAGUGUGGACUCUGUCACAAGACUUGGUGUCACUUGUCGCUGGCAACAAGCCUGGAGGACCCCACACAGUGUCCAUGUUGUGUGCCAUCUACCCUUUGAAGAGCGGACAGAAACUUAAACGCGAUUACCUCCCUGGCAAGAGGUCACUGCAGCGGGUUGCUCGCUUGGUGACUCUGAUUGGGGAAGACGCAAAGAGGUGGGCACAUCCAAGCGAACACGAUGGCCUUGUCCAAGUGUUUCGAUGCUCCUCUCCACCAAGCAUUCCCUUGUUGGAAUGUCGGCAGGAACAAGUUGAUCACAACGAUGCAAGGCCUCGUUUGGCGAUGACAGAAUUUGCCCCUGAAAUCAAAAAGGUGUUCACAGAUCAUCCGGUCAUUGAGGACGGCCUGGAGCACCAGGCCUUUGAACUGGUUGACAAGUUUGUGGACUCGAACAUCCUGUUUGUGCGCCACCCUGUCACCAGUUUCUAUGACCUGGGGCUUCGGAUGAUCAACCAAUUUCCACAUGAGGGCUCCCUGGUGUCCAGGCGCCUUGCUUUGCAAAUGAUCCGCUCGAUGUCGGUUGCCCGUAAUGGGGAUGGGCCAAACCCGGCAGGCGAGGCAAGCAGCAGGCAGCCUUGGUGGUACCCCCCAACAUUCAUCCUCAACACAGAGGUGAAUCAGUUUUUGGUGGCACACAAAAAGCAACAGGAGACGAACGAAGACAGCCACUGGCUGGUAAAACCUGCAGAUCCUGGCGGCGUUAACUGGUGCCUGACCAGUGACGCUGGCACCAUCGUGAGGCUUAUGGAGGAUCACGGGUGCUCCUGGAUUGUCCAGAAAUAUGUCCACCCACCACUUCUCCUGUUUGGGCGAAAGUGCAGCCUGGUGGUGCUGGUGGUAGUUCAGUCCAUGGAACCACUGUGUGCCUAUAUCUACAGAAAUUUCUACGCCAGGGUCGGCUCCAAGCAGUACAACUUGAAACCCAAGGACAUCGCGGACCCAGGGGUGCACCUGACGGACAUGGUGCAAGUGGAAGAAUGGAAGGGGGCCACUGCCAGUAAAGAGGAAGUCAGCAAGGCUGUGGAACAAGCAGGAGAACAAUGGGACAGCAUUCAUGAUAAGAUCGUUAGUGCUAUAAAGGAGAUUAUUAAAACCGCUGGAAAGCAGAUUGGCAGGUGGCCGAGGAGUCGUGCCGUCUACAGCGUGGAUGUGGUCGUUCCAGACAGGACCUGCCCAGGAGGCAUGCAGCCGCAGCUGGUGGGCGUCAAUUUUUCGCCAGACCUUUCCGUCGCCCAGCGCCACAACCCGUCAUUCUGCAAUGAGCUUUUUCAGACCCUGUUCCUUGAGGACAGCCCCGUUCCCAACUCGAUGAUACCCUUGCACGACGAGACCCCUUCUGUUGAGUCUCACCCAUGA